AUGCAUCAGUCUUUGGGUUUCCGCGACCAUCACCACCCGGACUAUGUCUGCCGUCUGAAGAAGUCCCUUUAUGGUCUGAAACAGGCGCCUCGUGCUUGGUAUCAGCGAUUUGCUGAUUAUGUUUCCUCUAUUGGAUUCCGGCACAGCACUUCCGAUCAUUCUCUUUUCAUCUUCCGGCAGGGUUCUGAUAUUGCCUACAUACUUCUCUAUGUUGAUGACAUCAUCCUGGUUGCAUCAUCGCAUGAUCUCCGCAAAUCCUUUAUGGCACUUCUUGCAUCCGAGUUUGCUAUGAAGGAUCUUGGUCCUCUGAGUUACUUUCUUGGCAUCGCUGUCACUAGACAUGCAGGUGGCCUUUUCCUCAGUCAGAGCACUUAUGCUACUGAGAUUAUUGCUCGCGCCGGCAUGGCCUCAUGCAACCCUUCUGCUACACCGGUUGACACCAAGCAGAAGCUCAGUUCUUCCUCUGGGACUCCUUGUGAGGAUGCCACCCUAUAUCGGAGUCUUGCUGGUGCCCUACAGUACCUCACAUUUACUCGUCCUGACAUUUCCUAUGUUGUUCAGCAGGUUUGCUUACAUAUGCAUGCACCCCACACCGAGCACAUGCUUGCCCUCAAGCGGGUUCUUCGCUAUGUUCGUGGCACAUUGACUUAUGGACUACAUUUGUAUCCCUCCCCGGUUGAAAAGCUUGUUUCUUACACUGAUGCUGACUGGGGGGGCUGUCCUGACACCAGACGCUCCACUUCUGGUUACUGUGUUUUCCUCGAGUCUUCCAUUGUUCUCUCAGCUGCAAACGAGCGGCGCAAAUGGUGA
Lotus japonicus is the source of this 810-nucleotide messenger RNA. RefSeq lists its product as uncharacterized. NCBI's taxonomy places the organism in Eukaryota, Viridiplantae, Streptophyta, Magnoliopsida, Fabales, Fabaceae. The record is from RefSeq and is a predicted model, not a curated record. The transcript is spliced from 2 exons. The coding region runs from base 1 to 810 and encodes 269 amino acids.